Messenger RNA from Talpa occidentalis (Iberian mole), 5444 nucleotides. RefSeq names its product muscle RAS oncogene homolog (gene MRAS). Gene Ontology annotation, cellular component: plasma membrane. The transcript has 6 exons. The record is from RefSeq and is a predicted model, not a curated record. NCBI's taxonomy places the organism in Eukaryota, Metazoa, Chordata, Mammalia, Eulipotyphla, Talpidae. Bases 1722 to 2348 code for a protein of 208 amino acids. Gene Ontology annotation, molecular function: GDP binding; GTP binding; GTPase activity. Gene Ontology annotation, biological process: signal transduction.
UCCUCUUUUAAAAUGGCGUUAACGAGGGCUGGGAUCCGCUGGGAGAGUUGUCAUAUUCUUCUGAAUAAUAAAAAACCGCCGGCUUCUUAAACUACUCUUCACUGCGCUUGGGGCUCUGGUCACAACGAGGGCCCGGCUCAUUCAUUGACCAGACUUGGCUGGGGCGCCCAGGGUGUAUGGGGGCACCGUGCCCGUUCCUGCUCCGCCCAAACUGAGUGACAGCCCGGCUUGGUGGGUACUGGGACAGAGAAGCUCAAGGGUUGUUGGAGCCUGGUAGGGACCACUCGCCAUGGUGGGAGGUCAAGGAGGCCUCCUAGAGGCGGCGAUACUUGGCAGGAGCGGGGCACUGAGCACUGCAGCUGCAGCUGAAGUGUACUGGCUGGGGACAAAGUGGAGUCUGGAGAAGUGGACUGGGACCUGGAUAGCAGAGCUCUGGGAUGCCCGUCCUUCUCCAUGGGUCCCUGCUGGUCCCAAAUCUUGGAACUAGAAUGGUUCUUGCUCCUCGGAUAUUCACUCUCUGUCCCAGACCUGACCAGAAAGGGUGACAGAAAGACUCAGAAUUGUGGCCUCAAAAGCAUGACCUCCAUGGCAGCGGGAGUUACAAGGAGAUCUGACUUAAAAUCCCUGAAACUCCACUGUACUAACAGUCAGCACGUCUGACACAGGAGAGGCUCUUGAUUUAGAUGUUCUUGCUCAUCAUUUGAUAAGAUUCCUUCAGAAAGAUUUUAUUAUUGUCCCCAUAUGCAGAUGGGAAACUGGAACUAGGAAGUGUCAACAACUUGUCCAAGACACUAUCUAGCAACCAGGUUUAGACCUUGCUUGCAGCUUUUUUGUCCUUCUUGUGAGGUUCUGGCUGCCCUGGGCUGGAGGGCUUUUACUCUUUUGACAUUCACUGGUUGGUUGAAGUGUGGGGUAAUGGGCUGUUAGCAUUAAUGACUGACACGUAUGGGGGGGGGGCUUGCAAUGAACAAAGUGCUCUCACUGAGAUGGUUCUUAGAGUUUCUCCUUCUCUUCCUAGGGAAGAAACUUGAGCUGGUAACAUUUUGUAAAUCUCCUAAUUUCCUGUAAAUUGCAAGUCCCUGCUGACUGGGGUUGAAAAUGUUUAUGGCCGUGGUUUUUCCCCUUGGGUCUGUUCUCAUUGCCCAGCAGCUAGUUAGCUUCUCUGUCUGAUUUCUGUUGGAAUUUGUCCUUUCUCUGCCAGGGCAGGAGGCACAGGGCUUUGAUAUCCUAGGAUUUUUAAGGCUGCAGUGUCUGCCUUUAUCGGGGAAGGGGGUAUUGAGUAUGCGUGGUGCUCUGGUGAAAACUGCUCCACCUCAGCAGCAGCCUCAACGUUUGCUUUUAUAGAGGGGGCAUCAGGGCCUUCUGGAAGCCCUGGUGAGGCAAAUGACAGUCUUCGACGUUCCCAGCUUUGUUUCCGCAUGAGGCUGUUUGUGUUUUCCACUACUCAUGUUUUCACCUACUUCAGCUGUUUUUGUGACAGGUAUGACUUUUAUUAUUAGCUCUAACCACAGGUAUUUCACAUUUUUCAGUUGAUCUGAACAGCUUAUACAGUGGCAAGUCCAUUAUCCCUGAGUUGGUUCCUGAACUUGAAUGACCACCUGAAACCAGGCAGGGCAGCUGAUCUCUGAUGAACUGAACAAACUCCCAGGGGGACUGGCCCUAACAUCAGCCAGAAUCAAAGGUUGACCAGCCUGGUCUAUUGAGUCUGACCCAUCCGAAACAUGGCCACCAGUGCCGUCCCCAGUGACAACCUCCCUACAUACAAACUUGUAGUGGUGGGUGAUGGAGGCGUGGGCAAGAGUGCCCUUACCAUCCAGUUCUUCCAGAAGAUUUUUGUGCCUGACUACGACCCCACCAUUGAAGAUUCCUACCUGAAACAUACAGAGAUUGACAAUCAAUGGGCCAUCCUGGAUGUUCUAGAUACUGCUGGGCAGGAGGAGUUCAGCGCCAUGCGGGAACAGUACAUGCGCACGGGGGACGGCUUCCUCAUUGUCUACUCGGUUACGGACAAGGCCAGCUUCGAGCAUGUGGACCGCUUCCAUCAACUCAUCCUGCGCGUCAAGGACAGGGAGUCUUUCCCGAUGAUCCUUGUGGCUAACAAGGUGGAUUUGAUGCAUUUGAGGAAAAUCACCAGGGAGCAAGGAAAGGAAAUGGCAACCAAACACAAUAUUCCGUACAUAGAAACCAGUGCCAAGGACCCACCUCUCAAUGUCGACAAAGCCUUUCACGACCUGGUUAGAGUAAUUAGGCAACAGAUUCCGGAAAAAAGCCAGAAGAAGAAGAAGAAGACCAAAUGGCGGGGAGACCGAGCCACUGGUACCCACAAACUGCAGUGUGUGAUUUUGUGACAAGCCUGAAGCUCUGAGCGCAGUGAUUGUGAACUGGCCAGUCCUUGGGCCCCCUCUACUGCCUAACCGCACUGAAAACCAUUUCUAACCAUGACCCCUGGCCCGAGGACUUGGCACAGGAAGGGGGAAAGGGAGGGCGGGCAUGGGGGAGAGGGGUCUGCCUUGGCCCAGAGGGCACCAGCUUUCCCGCUUCUCACAGGACGAGGAAGUGACGGGUAAACUGAAGCAGCAUCCAGGCCCCUGGUGUUGAUUCCACUUGGUUCCUCCCUCUCGGGGUGGCUGCGUGGUUUCUUUGAACUACAUAGUAUUUUGGUUUGUUGUGGAAUUGCUGAUCCACGUACGAAGUACAAAAUAAGCCAUGAACAAGUCCCACUCCCCAACCCCCAGUCCACAGUGUCUGAGCUUGGGUGUCUUUUGUAGGUUUUUAAAUUAUUUUAGUGGUUAUUAUUUUAUUAAAGGGGUCUGUGCCCACUACCUGGUGAAGGUUUGAGUCUUCAGCAGACCUCUCAGUAAUGUGUCUGGAAUAUUGUUGUUUUAACUGAGAUCUCCCUGCAGUGCCAAAACUCAGCUCCGUCUGAAAGUGCAGUGACUAAGAGGUGAGGUUAGUAGGACCUGUAUGUAGCUGGAGACUCAAGAGAAACAGGCCGUAGUCCUGGCCUGAGAGCUGGAGAGAGGAGAGGAGGUAUGUCUGCCCAAAGGCAUUUACUAUGGCUGAGGACGCAGAGAUUAGGAAACAGAAUUUUAUUUUGCCAAGGGGAGAAGCUGGUAUAAGAAUGUCACUUCUGAUAGGGCUUUUCUGGAAAUGUUUAAGUAAGCUGAUUGAUUGCAGAAGAGUUCAUUUGUCAGACAGCAUGGGUUAAGUUUGGUGUUCUUCCUGGCCACGCAAAAGGCUUUCUCAGAUCUGUCUGUCCUUUGCUGCUCUCACACAUGGCCCGUGCUGCCUGAUACAGACACUGACAUGGGCAAGUACAUUUCUUCACAUCACCCUAAGCUCAUGUGGACACCAUCCAGAAAGCUGGCAAAUGUUAAUCUUAACCAAAGUGAUCCAAUACUGUUCUUAUUAAUAUGAAACCAACAUCUGAAGUCAUUUUCCCUUUGAAUCAACUCACUGCUGUUUCUUAAACCCAGCACAUAAUCAAAGCCCUCUAAGUAUCUGCAGACUUAGUGGUAGCUUCUUUCCCAGCACACUUUGGUUAAUCUCUUGACUCUUAACUAUGAUGCUUGAUAAAAGGCAGAAAGGAAGGUUGGGGUGAUGACAUGACUCCCAAUCAUCUGUUUCUGCACCACGACAGUCUUCCAAUUCCCUAAUGAUACCCACUUCUCUCUCAGGUGUUGCUGGUGUGAGCCAAAAACUGGAAUUUUCUGGCCAGGGUCGGGGCAGAGGGGCAGCAGGAACUCAUGGUCUCGCUGAGGUCAAAAGAUGAAGCAGCGUGGCUAGUGACCUUAUUUUCCAUCAGUUUCAGUCAGCCCAUUAGGCAGACUAAAGAAUCCCUAGCAAGUGUCCUGCCCAUUGUUUGGAGAAAGAAAUCUGGAGAGAGUGAGUCCCCGGCUGGACAUGGAUUCUUCUCCAGUUUUGAAAGAUCAUGAACAAUCCAAGGCCUGGUCAAAGGGCGAUUCUGCUACAGAGUGAAGCUGUUGGGACUUUGGUUAGUCAGAAAUCAGACCUCCCUUUUUGUCUAAAUAGCCCUUUCUUGCAGACCCUAAAGGGAAGGAUAACAAAAAACAUUCCAGAUCAGGCACUUCAGAACUUCCAAGAUCCCAUUUUAAAACCUAAUAGGACAAGACUCUUUCCAACCUUUAUACUCCUGUGGGCCACCAUGUCCACAGUAGCCCUGGUGCUGUUUGAUGGCAGCUGCAAGCUGGAGAUGAGAAAGAGGCCAGGCAGGCAGGAAGAAGUAAGGAUGGAGAUGCUUUGCACCAAGGGAGUGGUGGAGCCCUGCACACAGGGCAGUGUGUGGUGAGGAAAACUGCGGCUGGGUACAGACCAGCAUGCCUCUGCCUGCCAUGGAGCCUGCAGCCCCCAACCGCUCUGAGUAGGGAGUCUUGUUGGAAGCAGAUCAGUCGACCCCGAAUGAAACCCUUAGCCAUGAAAGUAACCAGAAGAAGGGGUUCCAGCCAAUUCUGGCCUCCAGCCCUGGCCCCACCUUCCAGGCGUCUGUCACACCCUCAGCCAUGGCUAACUCCACAAUGCCCCAGGGAAAAACCAGCUAAAGAUAGUCUUCUACAGCCUCUGUUGCUGAGCCAGUGGUCAGCCUUCAUCACACAUGACCUCGUCUCCCCCUUAAGUGAGAUGAGUAAUAACACCUUUAAAAGAUGAUUCUUUGUUUUUCAGAGACUAUAGGCCCUCAUGGCAGUGGCUGCUUCCAGGUAUGCCAGAAUGGCUUGUACCCUGGGGUGUCCUAGUAUACUCUUUGCCAUGGUCACCUGGCAGGGCAGGUCUGGGAAACCAGUUGGCCAAGCUACUCCAUGACUGAGGAGCCCAUGGAGACUGGAGUCUCUGGUGACCUCCUGGGAUCCCACAGGACUCCCAGACCUCCUAAGUAGUGAGUGUUACCUUCGCAUCCCCUGGGCACACCCUUCUUGAAGUCUCCUCAACCUAUGCCUUUGCCACUGUGUGCUCUCCGAUUCCCUUCUAAAAUCCUGUGUCCCUCUUAGAGCCCCUGACUUCCCCUGUGCCAUACCUGGAUGCCUGGAUGGUUACCUUGCCCCCCACCUUCCUGUGGCACUUGCUGUGGAGAGUGCCUGGUCAGCCCACCAUGGCUGGUCUCAUUGUGCCAGGAGAUAUGGCCCACUAACACAUGGCAGCUCUAAGUCAAAGGCCCCUCAGACAUGUAAAUCCAGAGCACAGACAUGCUCAUUAGCUGCUCACUGGAAACUCCAGGCCAGGCGAACUGAGGAUGAAAGAUACUUGAAUUCUGGAGCACCUGUGAGCACACAUUUUCACUUCUGUUACCCAGUAUUAACAGGUGGUCAUUGUCGUGACAUGAGAGUGAAGCCCGAAGAUGUCAAUGACGCUUGAGCCAUUUAUGUAACAUUUUUUGUGUGUGUAUCUCAACUCAUUAAUAAAGAACAGGAAUACUUUCUGUCUUAUUUCUG